UCCUGCCGCCUCUACAUUGGCAGCAUUACUCGCGAGAUCAACGAGACGAAUCUAGCGCGAUUCCUUAACACUUUAGUAAUGGGCAUAGAUGGAGACAGACAGACACGCACCAGCGAUGAUCCUGUCCUCGCUGUACAGUGUAAUUACGAAGAAGGGUAUGCUAUUGUAGAUUUCUGUAGUGCAGAGGAUGCAACAGCAGCCAUGGCAUUUGAUGGAAUUACAUUCCUCAACGGGCCUUUGAGGAUCCGACGACUGAUGGACUAUGGAGGCGUGGAUUCACCUGCUCCUUCCAACGUUCACGUCCCUGGUGUCGUUUCCACAAAUGUUGCAGACCAUGCCAAUAAAGUGCCCAUUAGAGAUCUGCCAAUGUAUCUAAAUGAGUGGAAUAUUACGCACCAUGGGUCUGAGACAUCCACUGAUCCAUACGAGCAAUUCCCCGAGAUUCCAAAGCCUAUCCUUCCUGCCGGCAAUCUGUCUAACUCGAACGCACGCACCUUACUAAUGCUUGAUAUUGGGCUGGCAGACGACUCAGUGGACGACCAGGAAUACGAAGAUAUUCGAAAGGAGUGUACCAACCUUGGCGCGGUGGAGGAUCUGCGUAUUCCACAACCUGUGGAGAAAGGCGUCCGAUGUGUAUACGUGAAGUUCUACGAUCCACAAACGGCUACAGCUGCCUUGAAGAGUUUUGCAGGGCAAUCAUUUGCUGGUCAUUCCAUUAUCGCUACACUCUUG
This is a messenger RNA of Fomitiporia mediterranea MF3/22, 732 nucleotides long. RefSeq lists its product as uncharacterized. The record is from RefSeq and is a predicted model, not a curated record. Lineage: Eukaryota; Fungi; Basidiomycota; Agaricomycetes; Hymenochaetales; Hymenochaetaceae. The transcript is spliced from 2 exons. The annotation marks the transcript as partial. Gene Ontology annotation, molecular function: pre-mRNA 3'-splice site binding; poly-pyrimidine tract binding. Gene Ontology annotation, cellular component: U2AF complex; nuclear speck; commitment complex.